Messenger RNA from Selaginella moellendorffii, 1808 nucleotides. Its product is annotated as probable aldo-keto reductase 4. NCBI's taxonomy places the organism in Eukaryota, Viridiplantae, Streptophyta, Lycopodiopsida, Selaginellales, Selaginellaceae. The record is from RefSeq and is a predicted model, not a curated record. The transcript has 5 exons. The coding region runs from base 581 to 1648 and encodes 355 amino acids. Gene Ontology annotation, cellular component: cytoplasm.
GCAAAAACAAAAGUAACUCUCCGGAAAAUUGGAGUAAAAAGACUAGGAAUUUCCCAGUGUUUAUAGCGUGAUGCCUCUGUCCAAGCUCGCCCGGGAAGAUUCCCCAAAUUCUAGCUCCUCCUCUGUGCCAGUAGUGAUAAAAUUGUUUACAAGGGAAAGAGGAGGAGGUGUGCCAACGAACAACAAAGAGAGGGAAUUUUUGUCAAUAAUGCUGGCUGGAAUCUAAAUCUCUCCUCUUCUCUUCUCUUUUCUAUUUCUCUCUCUUCCCCCAAAUCUGGUGGCGUGGGAGCAGUAGGAGUUUGAUUUGCAUCCUCGCGCUUUGAAUCGAAGUUUCUAGCGUGAUCCACGAAGCGAUCCACCGCUGCGGCAUUCUCGCCCUUGUCCAGCAUUUGCUCUACCUAGGUCGGGAAAGCGCCACAAAGGAAUUCUUCUUGGAUCACUCCGCCGCUCGCUCGCUCGCUCCAGUCCAAUGCCCCGCCCCGCGUCAAUUCGCUCCUUGCUCGCCAAUCUCAUGUGGAUCUGCUCGGCCUACUGGUGGUGAAUUCGCGGAUUCGAUCAGGGUUUUGGGGCUGCUCUAGCCAUGGGAUGCUGGGAUUUAAACUUGCCCCAUGUCCCUAGAGUGAAGCUGGGGUCGCAGGGAUUCGAGGUGUCCAAGCAGGGCCUGGGAUGCGCGAGCUUGUCCGGCGCUUACCACGCCAGCCCGCCCGAGGAGCGAUCCAUCGAGCUCAUCCGCCGUGCCGUGGAGUCGGGGAUCACCUUCCUCGACACCGCCGACUGCUACGGCCCCUUCGCCAACGAAAUCCUCGUCGGCAAGGCAAUCCGAGGGAUCCGCGACAGGGUCCAGAUCGCCACGAAAUUCGCGGUGGCUGGCCUGGACAAGAGCAAGACCGCGACGAUCCGCGGCGAUCCAAAGUAUGUGAGAGCUGCCUGUGAGGCGAGCUUGCGGAGGCUCAAUGUAGACUACAUUGAUCUCUACUACCAGUACCGGGUGGAUCCAAACGUCCCGAUCGAGGUCACGGUGGGAGAGAUGAAAAAACUCGUAGAGGAAGGCAAGGUGAAGUACAUAGGCCUCUCAGAAGCUUCGGCAUCGACAAUCCGGCGAGCGCACGCAGUCCAUCCCAUCACUGCCGUCCAGAUCGAGUGGUCUCUUUGGGUACGAGACGUGGAGGACGAGAUCAUCCCGACUUGCAGAGAGCUCGGGAUCGGGAUCGUCGCUUAUGGCCCGCUGGGGCGGGGAUUCUUCUCGGGGAAAGCAGUGACGGAGGAUCUCGUCCCCAACGAUUUCCGCAAGGUUGCCAUCCCCAGAUUCUUUCCCGAGAACUUGGCACGAAACAAGGUGCUGUUCGAUCGAGUCCACAGCAUCUCGCGGAGAAUAAAGUGUGCGCCGGGCCAGCUGGCGCUGGCGUGGCUGCACAGUCAGGGCGAUGACGUGGUCCCCAUCCCUGGGACCACCAGGUUUGGGCACCUGGAGGAGAACAUGGUGGCGGUGGGAAUGGAGCUGACGCGGCAGGAGAUUCGCGAGAUUGAGGCAGCGGUGCCAGCGUGCGAGGUAAUCGGCCAGCGUGUCAAGAACAUGUUCUACACGUGGCAGUGCGUCUCCACGCCGCCCCUGUCCACCUGGAAGGCAGCGCUGUGCAUGCAAAGGUGAGCCAGCGCUGCCAUUUUCGUUUACCAGGAGAAACACAACCAAACCAACAACAAAUGUGGUUUGAUGGGAUGAAGAUCCUGUCAUUCACUUUGAAGAUUGAAAUUCUAUAAUUGAGAGUAAAAAUCCAAAUUGUAAAUAACAAAACGAAUUUAGACAAGAA